Molecule: messenger RNA, 5103 nt
Organism: Mustela lutreola (European mink)
Lineage: Eukaryota; Metazoa; Chordata; Mammalia; Carnivora; Mustelidae
Gene: LRRC61
Product: leucine rich repeat containing 61
Exons: 4
Coding region: 545-3790 (1081 amino acids)
Biological process (GO): outer dynein arm assembly
Cellular component (GO): cytoplasm; nucleus
Molecular function (GO): protein dimerization activity
Source: RefSeq, a predicted model, not a curated record
UCCGCAGGCGGGGGUGGGUGCAGUCGCUCCCGGAAGUAGCUCUUGCGCGUCCCGGAACACGAGCCCCUUCCCCCGGCUCCGCGGGGCCUUUGGCGCCUUCCCGAGGCUCCCGCGGUGGCUCUCGGGGGCCGGCCGAGCGGCGGCGGGUCACUGCCGGCCGUGGUGGGGCGGUCGGCUGCGGCGGGAGCCGCACCUUGCUUCGCGUGCCUGGUCUCAGGGGGCCUAGGUUCACGUGGAGGCUCCCCACGGCACCUGCCUCAUAGUUCUCAUCCUGUGCGCCUCCGUGGAAGGGAGAGAGGGGCAGUAGGACUGUUGCUGCCGGUGACUGCACGAGACCCCACCUCUACCCAGGGGGUCCAUCCGGAGUUGGGGCUCCUGGAACGUCACCUUGGGUACAGCCCAGGGGCACGGGACUCAAGAGACCUAAGCUCUACUCCCUCGGCCUGAGCUUACAGCAUCCGGCACCUGCUCCUCUUCCAGGGAAACCUGCCCCACAUCUUGGCAAGCCUGGGCCCAUCUCCUCAUUUCCCGCAAGUUCCCAAGCAUGUUGCCAGUAGAAAAACCCAGGAAGCCCCACAAGAGACGUACACGUUCAGGUUCAGCGGGCCAGGAGCCGCCUCUCUGUGCCGACUCCUCCGUGACUGGACCCAGGAGCCCAGCGGCUCCCCCGACUUCUCCUGACUCCGAGUUUCACACCAGAGUUACCAGUACCGCUCACGGACUUGGCUGGGGUGCUGUGGGGCGCCUGCUGGAGACGGAGGUUAAGCUAGAGUUUGUAGAUACAGAAGAGAGGGCUGUGAGUGGCCAUAGGAGAACUGGGUCCUCUGUCUCCCCGAAAGGAAGCGGACAGGAUCGGCCUCCACAGAGGAAGAGAUCUCAUCCUCUCCCCGCUUCCUCGUCGGUCCCGUCACGUGACCAGGUGUUCCUGGGAGAGCAGGAAGAAGGCACCCCAGGCCUCCAUGUCUACAGCGAGAAGAGAAAAUCCUGCUCCCGGGGGAGCCCCGACCUUCACGCCGCAGCCUCCCGCGCGAAGUGCCUGGCCAGCCCUGAGUGGAAUAAGCCAAAGGGAGACUCUGGCCUCUCUAACCUCAAAUGUGUGCUUGGGCAGGAGCCCCCUGGGCAGCCUGAGAAGAAGGCGUCCAAACCGAAGGUGCGCGGACAGAGAGAGGACGGGGAGCCCACACUAAAGAAGUCGAGAGACCCAGUGCUCAGCCUGGGCCAGUCCCCCGCGGCCACAGCGCCGGUCCAGGCGGCCGGUCUGGACAGGUCCGAGGUGGGCCAGCCCCGUGAGAGCGAGAAGGUGAAGCAGGCUGACGUCCUCAUAGCCCAUCUGGCCAGGGAGGUGCGCCGCCUCAGGAGGUGGAAGAAGAGGCAUUUGCUCGCUGCUGUCGGGGAACCAUCGUCCCUGGAGAGCCUCCAGAAGCCGCCGUGCCUGAAGAAGCUGGUCAGAAUUCUGAAGGCAGAGACCAAGGGCUGGGAUUUCCCCAGGCAUUCCCCCGGCGGCCUGGACACUGCGGGGCAGAAGCCAGUGUCCGACAUCAGACGGUUGUUCACUGCGGACUGCAAGAAUGUCUGCCACGUCACGUGCCCUCGCUGUCAUGCUAGCGUCCCACAGGGCAGAUGGAAGGGCCAUUUCCAAACCUCGGGCCUGCUCCGUCACUUGGUGGGUAAGCACGGGCUGGAGAGAGCGAGGAGGCCAGCCGCCGCCAGCCCAGGGGAGAAAGGGGAAGGGACCGAGGAGAAAAAGCGCAAGGGCCUGCCCGCCAGUGCCAAAGGGCUCCCGUCAGCAGGACACGGCCCCAGUGCCUCCACUUCAGGAGACAGUGGCCAGCAGCUGGCCCCGGGCAGGCCUGAGCCACUGUUCCUGGCUCCACCCCUCUUGCCUGCUUCCACCAAAGAUGAACCUGCUGCUCUCCCGCUAGCGGUCGUGGAGGGCCAGGGAGGCCCCUGCACCCCCAGCCUGCCCCGAGCCCAGGCCUGGAACUUGGGCAUCGCAGAGCUGCUCUGUAGCCUGGCCUUGCCGCUCUCCUUUGUUUCGGCCCCGCCUUUCAGAAGGUUUAUGGCCCAGGUGGACCCUUGCUACCACGUGCCGCCUCCAGCCUUCUUCUCCGAUACGGCGCUGCCUCUGCUGCACACGGCCGUGGGCGAGCAGGUGUGUCGGGAGAUGCGGCUGGCCGAGGGCGGCUGCGUCCACCUCACUGUGUCCACGGCAGCCCGGGACUCUGCUGUGGACUACGUGGCCGUCACUGCCCACUGGGGGGCAAUACGUCCAGGCAGUCGGCAGGGGGCGUCGGAGAGCCCCAGGAAGCAAGCUGUGCUCUGGGUUCGAGGCCUGUCCCAGGAGAGCACCGCGGAGGAGAGGCAGCGGGAGCUGUGGGAGCAGGUCAGCCUGUGGCUCAGCCGCACCUCCCUGCAGCCGGGCUUCCUGGUAUCAGGCAGCUGCCUCAGCCUGGAGCAGGCCGUGAGGACGGAGGGCUACACCCACCUCCCCUGCUUUGCCCACUGCCUCGACUCCCUGGUGACAAACUUCCUGUGUCACCAUCAAAGCGUCCAGAUCAUCCUGGGGACGGUCAGGGCCAUCUGCAGUCACUUCCAAGGCUCCGCCAGGGCCCGGCAGCUGCUCACACAGCUGCAGCGGCGGUGCGGCCUCCCGGCCCAGCAGCCCUUUUGGGAGCUCUCAGACCACUGGGUGUCUGCCUUCCGCCUGAUGGAGUGGCUGGUGGGGCAGCAGCGGCCGCUGCGGGAGUACGAGGAGGAGCACCAGCUGGGCAAGGCCAGCUCGGCCCUGUCGGCCGUGUUCUGGAGCCUGACGGACAGUCUCGUCACGCUUCUACGGCCCUUCCAGGUGGCAGUUCGGGAGGCGAGCGCGGCUCGGGCUUCUCUGAGCCAGGUGCUGCCACAGCUCCGCUUCCUGCACAUCUUCAUGGAGCAGGUGCCCCAGCACUUCGAGGAGCAGGGCGGCGUGGAAGUGGGGGCCGCCGUGCGGCUGGCCAAGGGCCUGGCCCUGCAGCUCACCACAGACCAGCAGCUCAACGAGCUCUUCCACCGCAAGGAGUUCGUGCUGGCAACCCUUCUCGACCCCCGCUUCAAGGGCCGGAUCGAGGCCAUCCUGCCCACAGGGGCCGACAUUGACCACUGGAAGCAAGUUCUCGUGUACAAGGUGAAGGAGAUUAUGGUGUCUGAACACCCCUUGCCUCCCUCGCCCUCCCCGCACGGCCCCCAGACCACGCAUGCAGGCGCUACCCUGCGCGGUGGGGGAGCCAGAAGCCUUGGGGCCGAGGAGAGGGGCCAAAAAGAGCCCGCGGGGAGAAGCGGCUCUGGGUCUCUGCUGCUGGGCCGGAGGGAGAGGAGCUUGCUGGAGCAGCUGGAGAGUGUGGGGCUGCUGGCGUCCGAGAGAAGCGGUGCCUCCCUUGCCACUGAGAGCCACCUGGCCAGCAUCAUCGUCAAGAAGUACCUGCGUGAGAAUGAGACGAUCGGCGCCCAGGAGGACCCGCUGAUCUACUGGGAGAAGAGGCAGGAGGUCUGGCCGGCCCUGGCAAGACUGGCAACUGUCUAUCUGUCCUGUCCCCCAACAGGGGCCUUCUCUGGAAGUGUCUGUGCCUCCCUGGGCAGCCGUGCUCUGGUGCAGCACAGCACCCCUCUCCCAGUGGGGACCGUCGAGCGUCUCCUCUUCCUGAAGACCAACCUGGAGAAUUUCCCCAACUACACCGCCCCUCCCCCCCUCUUCCCCCAGGAAGGCCUGGCCGAGGGGGACGAGGCCGGCGAGGCCGACCUCUGCCUGAUUGUCUGAAAGUCCGCCUGCAGGAGAGCUCUGCCCGAGCUCGGAGGGGAGAGCACACCCAGCACUCCAGGCUGUUCGACGGGGGUGUCUGGAAGGAGUGGGGACAGCCUGUCGUUUCCUGACAGGUUGCCUAUUGCCUCCAGGGAGAUGUUUUCCGUCCAGCCGUCACUCAAUUUGUUUCCAGCAGUUUGGGCGUAGAAGAGGUCACAUCUGUCAGGAGGUAACUGUAAAUCAUCCUGUGCUCUAAGCCUCAGUGCGGUUUGCCAUGUGUGUGGGCAGUGAGGGCCCGUGCAGCUUGUCUCUGUACGUCACAUGCCCUUAAGGGCUCUGCCUUCUCAAACAGCGACCAGGGACGAGAAGAGGCCUGGGUGCUGGCAGGUGGGAAAUCUCAGCCAGCGAGGCCAAGUAAGCUAGGCAGCCUUUUCCGCAGUUGGCUUUUGCUGUAGAAGAAAGAAGCGUGUGCUACAGUAGCCGUGUUAAGAGGGAAGCUUAUGCACACACGCACACACCCGUCUUCUCGGGGUCGGUACUUCCUUGUGGAUCCCAGAGUGGCCAGAGCAUCCCUGCCGAUGGGACUGUCCAGCCAGGAGAGCUGAUGGAACCGUGGUUGGUUUCCAGACUGCUGGAGGCCCUGGGGUUUCUUCCUUGCCUCAGUGAAAGCGGUCUCAGGAAGAGCUCCAUGGCUGUCCAGGCUCUUCUGUAGCUUCGUUUAUGCCUCCCCCCCGCCCCCUGCAGCACCCACACCUCCCUGUCUCCCCGGUCACUUUGCCAAGUGCAAACCCUUCGCCUGGAAGCAAGGAGAGAUGCAUAUGAGACCCACCAGAGCCAGACAGCCCAGAGGACCUGCAGGGCAGGGUCGGAGCUGGUGGGGUCAGGUGAGGAGAGACGGAAAGGGAGAGGCCGGAGGAUCAGGGCAGGCCUGUCACCAUGAUGCGAGCCAGGCUCUCCUUAGGUGCUCGGGUGCCGGAAGGGUGGCAGAGGGAAGAUCGGUAGGCAGAGGUGGGGCAAGGCCCUUGCAGCCCAACUUGCUCUUGGGCCCUGGCUGUGGGGACCAGCCCGGGACGCCUGUCCCCUCGCCUCCCUUGGAAGGGUCGACAGUCCUGCGUCUCUAUGAGUCAUUCACAAUAGGACAUUCGGAAGUCACCGAGGAUGUAAGGAAGCGAGCAGGAAAAAUUAACCAGGAUCCUUUCACUCAGACAGGCUUGCUAAGAACCGGACAUACUUCUUCUUUUAAUCUUGGGAGCGUAUCCUCUGUCCUGUUGACUAUAUUGUAAUUUCGUAAUUACUGCAUUUUGUUUCUUAAAUAAAGCUUUGUAAGAUCA